Messenger RNA from Corapipo altera (White-ruffed manakin), 512 nucleotides. RefSeq names its product syntaxin 5 (gene STX5). Gene Ontology annotation, biological process: vesicle-mediated transport. The transcript has 5 exons. The record is from RefSeq and is a predicted model, not a curated record. The annotation marks the transcript as partial. Gene Ontology annotation, cellular component: membrane. NCBI's taxonomy places the organism in Eukaryota, Metazoa, Chordata, Aves, Passeriformes, Pipridae.
CCACUGUCCCCCCACGUCCCCCCAGGGGGUCCCCCCAAUGCCCCCCCGACUCCUGGGGACCCCCUGACCCCCCCUGUCUCCCCCAGGACGGGGGUCUCCAGCCCGGCAGAGCCCCCGGCCCGGGGCGGCAGCGCAGCGAGUUCAGCCUGAUGGCCAAACGCAUCGGGAAGGACCUGAGCAACACCUUCGCCAAGCUGGAGAAGCUCACCAUCCUGGCCAAGAGGAAAUCCCUGUUCGACGACAAGGCCGUGGAGAUCGAGGAGCUCACCUACAUCAUCCGCCAGGACAUCACCAGCCUGAACAAGCAGAUUGCUCAGCUGCAGGAGCUGCUCCGGGCCCGGGGGGGCCCCGGCGGGCGCCACGUCCACUCCCACUCCAACACCGUGGUGGUGUCGCUGCAGUCCAAACUGGCCUCGAUGUCCAACGACUUCAAGUCGGUGCUGGAGGUGCGGACGGAGGUGAGUCCUGGGGGCUUCUCCCCCCUCCCUUUGUCCUCUGUUUCCAAAUUUCCU